This is a messenger RNA of Synchytrium microbalum, 969 nucleotides long. RefSeq lists its product as uncharacterized. The transcript has 6 exons. The coding region runs from base 1 to 969 and encodes 322 amino acids. NCBI's taxonomy places the organism in Eukaryota, Fungi, Chytridiomycota, Chytridiomycetes, Synchytriales, Synchytriaceae. The record is from RefSeq and is a predicted model, not a curated record.
AUGCUCCCUGUCGUCCUCAUCUUGGGUGCCAAUGGCUAUACCGGCGUACCCAUAGUGGAUGUCAUCUUGAAACGUGGCGAAACAAAAGUAAAAGUCUUAGGCCAAGAGAAGAGCUUAUCGGAUCCAAAGAAACGGGGCGUCUUUGAUGCAUUCAAAGCUAAAGGUGCCGAGGUCUGUGUUGGUUCAAUCCAAGAUCUAGACUCAUUAAAGAAGGCUCUUGUUGGGGUCGACAUUGUUCUGUCAAUGGUGGGAUCUGGUUUAAUUUUGGAUCAAAUUGAACUUGUCAAGCUAGCUAAAGAAGCUGGAGUCAAAAGGUUUAUACCAAGUGAUUUCUCUACGUAUUGCCCGCCAGGUCUCAUGGCUAUGCAAGACAAGAAAUAUAUGGUGCACGACGCAAUCAAGGAGAUUGGUUUACCAUACACAUUCAUAAACAUUGGGUCAUGGUAUGACCUAAUGCACCGUGAAAUCGACGGCAUGGGACUCGCAUACGAAGAGGAGAUGCUGGGUUUGAAACCAAAAUCUGUCUUUGAUGUGUAUCCCAACCAGGAUGUGCUGAAUGCCGGCACGUAUCUACCGGACGUUGGCGAGAUGGUUGCAAGAAUCAUUGUGGACCCACGUACAUUAAACCAGUACGUCAUGGUCACUGGAGAUGCAGUGAGCUGUAACCAGAUGGCUGCUUCUUAUGAGAGGGUUACUGGAAGAAAGCUGACAAGGAAUGUUAUGGAUCCAGCAGCUCAUUUAGCUCGUAUUAAGGUCAUAAGAGAGGAGAUUGGACCCAUUGAGAAGAAUCCAUCAUUAUCUGCUGAGCUCAAGUUACGAGAGUAUGCACAAACUCGGUGGAUUCGUGGUGAUAAUGAUCCUGCUAAAUUACCAUCGUAUGUGCUCAAAGCUUCAGAUCUGUACCCAGACUACAAGUUCAAGAAGUGGGAUACGUGGAUUGAAGAAAAGCACGCUAGCAACAAGUUGUAG